Bacidia gigantensis is the source of this 369-nucleotide messenger RNA. RefSeq lists its product as uncharacterized. NCBI's taxonomy places the organism in Eukaryota, Fungi, Ascomycota, Lecanoromycetes, Lecanorales, Ramalinaceae. Bases 1 to 369 code for a protein of 122 amino acids. The record is from RefSeq and is a predicted model, not a curated record. Gene Ontology annotation, molecular function: protein binding. The transcript is spliced from 2 exons.
AUGCCGCUAGAAAUCAAGACAAAGAUCUUGAAACAUGUUGAUCCUAUUGACAUGAUGAACAUGAUCCUAAGCUGCAAAUCCAUUCGGGCGUUCCCCGAUGGCCCAUGUCGUGCUUCCUUUCGCUGUCCUGGACGGAAGAAUUCUAGUCGACAUACGGUGGUUGUGGGUGCGUACGAAAAGUACCUACCUAUUCCCGGUUACGCAUUCAGACGUCUGGAGGCAGUCGUCUUUGAUAAAGCUUUCGACGUGGCGGAUUCGUUCAACACGGAUCCAGUUUUCGACCACGACGUCGUAGACCUUCAUGUCUCCGUCAACGUUCACGCUUGCCUUGUCGACAGAGAGCUCAUAGAUUGCUGGCAAGAGAUCUAA